CUCUUUUCCUUUGCAGCAGGAGGGAGCAGCAGCAGGAGGAGGAGGGGGCUGCCCUGGCCCUUUGCUCUGCGGCGGACCCCGGCCGCUGCCCAGGCGCCAGGGCAGGCGGGCUCCGGCUGCAGCAGGCCGCUCUUUGGACAGCCCCUGGCAGCCGUCUGCGGGGAGGACGGCACGCUGCCCCAGCCCAUCCAGGAGCUCCUGGCUAUCCUGCACCAAGAAGGACCGUCGACGGAGGGGAUAUUCCGGAGAGCUGCCAGCGGGACAGCGCUUCGGGAGCUGAAGGAGGCCCUUGACAGCGGCGCGGACGUCGACCUGGGAAGCCAGCCUGUGCUCCUGCUGGCCGUCGUCUUGAAGGACUUCCUCCGAAGCAUCCCCGCCAAGCUCCUCGUCAUCGACCUCUACGAGGACUGGAUGCGAGCCAUGGAGAGGCCAGACAAGCAGGCAAAGGUGGAGGAGCUGAAAGCGGUGGCCAGCAAGUUGCCUGCAGCCAAUCUCCUCCUCCUCGAGCGGCUGCUGUCCCUCCUCCAGCAUAUCGGCCACAACGCGUCCACCAGCAGGAUGAGCUGCAGCAAUCUGGCCAUCUGCGUUGGGCCAAACCUGCUGAGCGCAGGCAACGAGGACCUGCUCUCGUUGGAGGCCAUGCUGGAGGUGACUGAGAAGGUGAAGGCGCUGGUGCAGUUUCUGACUGAAAACUGCUGCGAAAUCUUUGGGGAGGAGAUGGCCGGCCUUUCCAGUCCCUCAGCUGAGGAGUCGCCAGCGCCCAUGGGCAGAUCCACAGAGCUGCCUUUGGAAGAGGAACGUGGCCCUGCAGGCGAAGCAGAUGUGGAGCACCAGGCAAAAGCCCUCCUGGACGCACCACCCUCUCCGCCCGUCCUCCAGAAAGCAGCAGGGGCAGACACGGUGCUGGGAUGGGAAAGGGCAGAGGCACCCGUUGCUUUGCCUCCAGCCACCCCAGGGACCACGGUGGACUCCGCGGUAUGCGCAGAGGAACUAAAGAGCCUUUCAGCGGAAAGAAGGUUUGCAGGCUCCCCCCAGGAAAAUGAAGACCGAAGCAAAAGAAAGAGAAAGGAGGCCUGGGCAGAGGAGAGGGAAUGCCAACAAGCAAAGAAAAGAAGGAAGAGAGAAAAAGACGGGGACUGAAAAAAAGCAGGAAGGGCCAGAAGGUGAAGCAGCCCGGGUGCCGAUUUCCUGUUACUGGCUGAACCCCUGGGACUCCCGGGCUCCCGCACUUGAUGUCCAGAAUAAAAGGAUAUUUUCUCUCUUCUGACUGUGUCUGCCGUACGAUAUUCCGGCCUAGGUCGAUGUCGUUUUGUGGCGAAUCGUGUUGGAGGAGUUUGGGAUCAUCCCUUGCCCCGGAAUCCUUUCCAGCGCACAUCAGGGCUGAGUUCAGAGGCUGUCAAACCAAAGCACAGAAUGACACAGAACGGCUGAGGUUGGACCUGUGGAGGUCAUCUGGUCCAACCCCUCUGCUCAAGCGGGGUCACCUAGAGCAGGUUGCCCAGGACCGUGUCCCCUUGGGCUGUGAAUAUCUCCAAGGACAGAGACUCCACAACCUCCCCGUCAGGUCCCUUAGUGGUCCCUUGGCUUUCCUGGCUGCUCUUCUGGUUCCCUGCUGGCACAAGCCAGAGAGGAAAGAGUGCAGCGCUCAGCUCUUCAAGGGCUGACAGAACGAGUGAAAUGGGCAAACCCUUUCUUUUCUUGUUGCCCGUGUUGAGGAGGAUCUGGUUUUAGUGACACCAGAGGCUUUUGUGACUCUGUCACCUUUUUCUUCUUUUGUUGUAGUUUUUCAUCUAGAGGCAAAUUAAUCAAGGCAUCCAAAACCAUUCUAGGCUUGAUGGCGUCAAAAGGAACCAAAAAUCAGUUUGGAAGACUGACAUUUCAAACUCUUCUUUCACUGUAGGACAUUGCAGAAGAGCCACAAAAUUACAAGCUCAGGGUUGGAACCCAGUGUUGUGGCUGACCUGACAUUUUUUCUCCUUUUUCUUUUCAUCCACUGAUCGUUAUAGGAGGGAAAAAGGGGAUUCCUUUCCAAAUAAACACUUCUUUUCCUCUA
Gymnogyps californianus (California condor) is the source of this 2053-nucleotide messenger RNA. RefSeq names its product T-cell activation Rho GTPase-activating protein-like. The annotation marks the transcript as partial. The record is from RefSeq and is a predicted model, not a curated record. Lineage: Eukaryota; Metazoa; Chordata; Aves; Accipitriformes; Cathartidae. Gene Ontology annotation, biological process: regulation of Rho protein signal transduction; signal transduction. Gene Ontology annotation, molecular function: GTPase activator activity. The transcript is spliced from 9 exons.